AUGCCUCACGGUGAAGACACGCCCACACCCGACAAUGGCUUCUAUGUCGUGGUCACUGGAGCCAACAGUGGCCUGGGACUCGGUAUCGGAACCCGCCUGAUUGACGAAUUCCUGCAAACUCGCCCCCAGAACGAGUCCCUUGUCCUCAUCAUCACCACACGCGACCAACGCAAAGGCGAUGCGACAAUCGAGAAGCUAGAACAGCACCUUCGGAAAGUCAUCCGCAGCCAUGAACAAAAACUACCGGGCAUCGCACAGGUGCUGCAGAAUCGCGUGUCUUUCCGCCAGGAGAGACUAGAUCUUCUCAGUCUGGUCUCAGUACAGAAGCUGAGCAGGAAGCUCCGGGAAACAACACCGAAGCUCGAUGCAGUCAUCUGUAAUGCUGGCAUUGGUGGAUGGACUGGCAUCAAUUGGCCCAGUGCCAUAUGGGCAAUACUCACCAAGUGGAGGACGGCCAUCACUUGGCCUACGUACAAGAUAUCUGGCGUUGGAUGGACUGUAAAAAACCCGCAAAUACCUGCGGACAAGAAGACGCAGGAAGAGCCUCCAUUAGGCGAGGUCUUCUGUGCUAAUGUCUUUGGGCAUUACCUCCUUGGUCACUACCUCGCACCCUUGUUGGCGAGACACCCCAUGAGCGAGAAGACAAGAGGGAGGAUGAUCUGGGUCAGCAGCGUGGAGGCAUACGACCAUAUAUUCGAUCUGCAGGACAUACAAGGCAUCCUGUCAGACAUGCCGUACGAGGGCACCAAGAGGCUCACCGAUAUCCUGGCCAUUACUUCUACGCUGCCCUCAACGACAAAACCUGUUGACGAAUAUCUCCAUCACGCCCAAGAUUCGGAAAAGACUACGAAGCCGCGACUUUACGUUUCUCACCCUGGCAUCUGCGCUACUUCGAUCGUACCUCUCCCCCUCAUCCUUCAAUGGUGCAUGGUCAUCUCCUUCUACAUUGGGCGAUUGCUUGGCAGCGACUGGCAUACCAUUGACGUCGAGAAGGGCGCAACGGCAAUGGUCUGGUUGGCACUUGCUAGUCAGAGCACGCUGGACAACAUGGAGGCAAAGGAAGGCGUGGGCAAGUGGGGAAGCGCGACCGAUGCUUGGGGCCGAGAACGUGUGGACCGCACAGAGGUGACGGGAUGGGGCUGGGGAGGCAAGAUGGGCGAAUACAAGAGAAAGGGAAGAGAUCCGUAUGCGACAGACCUGACCGAGGAGAGCCGAGAGCGCUUCACGGAGAAGGGGAGGAGGUGCUGGGAGGAGAUGGAGAAACUGCGCAUCGAGUGGGAAGAUCGGCUGCGACAGGCUGGAGUCGCUGUUGACAUGGAGCAUACGCGCAAUUCUACCGGGCCUAAUUCUUGUCCGGAACCUUACAUCAAUAUGUCGAGCAUUUCGUCACCACACACUUCUGCGCGGGGAACUGCCUAUAGGCCGUCGACGCCAGACCAGAUGAGACCUGCGCUUUCGCGAUCGAGCACUUAUUCUGUUGCGCCAAAAUCAGAAUUCCUACGACAUGCGCUGGAAGCACGGAGGGCACAGAACACACCAACUCCUUCGCCCCAGGAAGCCAAGGCGCCAUCGCCACCAACGUCGAUGCCCUUGGAUAUACAUACACCCAAAACCUCACCCGAUGUCUUUGACGAGUUUGCCCUCACCGAGGAGCAAACAACACCCGUUUCGCCCAUCCGGCGACGAAGACCUAGCGAUGUUGGCACGCCGCGCUCCAAGACGAAUCGAGACCUCACCAAUGAUAUCCAAAAGCUAAAGGAGUCGUUAAUGACUUCCAACAUGCGGGUGGAGCUGCUGAAGAAAGACAAUAAAGAGCUACAACAUCAACUGACGACUGCAAAGGAGCAAGUUGAGCGACUUGAGCCACUGGAGGAUGAAAACUACGAGCUGCGUGCGGAGAACAAACAACUGAAACUCAAACUGGAUAAGAUGAGUGAGGAAAUCUCCAGCUUACGAGAAGACAACGAAGAACAGCGGAUGAACAACGUGGAGCUCACCGCUAUAGCGAGCGAGACUGCCGCGCAUUUCACAGAACACGAAACUGCUCUCGCAGAAGCUGCCGAAUGCAUCAUCAAGAUGGAGGAGGAGAAGGCCUUACUCGACAAGGAACUCAAGAUGCUCAAAGAGCGCGUCAUGGUGAUAGAGAGCCAUUCUCCCGCUAGCACACUCGUCAACACUCCAGGAAAGUACCCGCCUAGUGUCUACAGUGUGGACGAGGAACGCCCUACUACUUCUCAUUUCGACUCGGAUUACUACAGCCAGGUAGAGGACACGCCGUCAGUCAAGCCGAGCCACGAAUCGAUAAGGUCGUUUACGCCUUCAGAACGGUCAAAGAAAUUUCUUGACUUGACCGAAGAGCGGCGGAAGUCUGCUCGAGACUUAUCUGAGCGUAUGUCUGCUGUCUCUCUGAAGGCAUUACGCGAAGCGUCUCCCUCCCCACUUCCAGAGGUUCCUCAGGUUCCCACUACAUACCAACAAGAGAUUCCGACAAUCGUCGCCGAUGACAGGUCUGCCACCCCCUCUAGGACCCCCGUACCUCAUCGCCAGGGUUACCAGCCGCCCUCAAGGCCUCUGAUGGACGCAGCAGAGAUCUCCCCAGCCCGGCCGCAUACAGUUGCCCCGCAAUCUCAUGAACGCCAACCGGACGGUCUGCGAGGAUUAUAUCGCCCCCGUAGAACUUUGUCGGGCAGGAAAUCAAGUGAUCGCCGCCCGUCAUCAAGUUACGUCCCAAACACCACCAGCACUUCCGCCAGUUUUGCAGGUCGCCAACAGUCCAGGCAAGAGACUUCCCCUCAGGACUCUUCACGCAGCACCAGCAAGCGUGCGAGUACUACAAAUUCAGAUGAACAUCUUCAACGCCGCAUACCACACCGCCGAACAACGGAUGCCGACAGACCAUCCACCAUGUAUACACUCCCCAACGCGGACCUCAUGUCGUCAGGGUGGGAAAUGAUAUCCUCCGAUUCCUCCCCUCCUCCCGUCUCCAAUGCCUCCACAACCGAUCUAACCUCGGUUGUAGAUCCACGCGAAGACAGGGACGGAUGGUGGCGUAGUUUAGAUCGUCUGACUCUACCUCAAGCAUUGGCUCAACAGCAGCAACAACGACAACAGCAACAACAAAAGGAUCAACGGGAUCAACGGGAUCAACAGACACCGCGACCUCCUAAACCUCAUUCUAGGUCGAGAUCGGCUGCUCCCCUUCCGCCUCCUAUUGACACUAGCAAUACCGUCCGUACAACCAAUGGUCUAAAUGCCUAUGUUGGUACGCUGAGGAGCAGCGGUUCCCGAAGGAAGCCAGGCGAGACUACGCCGCUGACAGCUUUGAAUAGUCAUCCUGUCGAAAAGGACUUUUUGUUCAAUGUCAAAGAGAGCGAAGACGACUUUCUGCGAAAGACCAGGGGUAGUGUUGGACCUUCUUCACGGAGAAGUUAA
Molecule: messenger RNA, 3432 nt
Organism: Alternaria burnsii
Lineage: Eukaryota; Fungi; Ascomycota; Dothideomycetes; Pleosporales; Pleosporaceae
Exons: 3
Coding region: 1-3432 (1143 amino acids)
Biological process (GO): ergosterol biosynthetic process
Cellular component (GO): mitochondrial outer membrane; endoplasmic reticulum membrane; lipid droplet
Molecular function (GO): 3-beta-hydroxysteroid 3-dehydrogenase (NADP+) activity
Source: RefSeq, a predicted model, not a curated record